Molecule: messenger RNA, 1617 nt
Organism: Fonsecaea monophora
Lineage: Eukaryota; Fungi; Ascomycota; Eurotiomycetes; Chaetothyriales; Herpotrichiellaceae
Exons: 3
Coding region: 1-1617 (538 amino acids)
Biological process (GO): inositol biosynthetic process; phospholipid biosynthetic process
Cellular component (GO): cytoplasm
Molecular function (GO): inositol-3-phosphate synthase activity
Source: RefSeq, a predicted model, not a curated record
AUGGCACCACACGCGGAAAUCGGCGUCGGCACCAUGAACGGGUAUAGCAACAAUCACGCCUCGGACUCGGCUCAAUCGCACAAGGAGCUUUUCACGGUCGACUCUCCCAACGUUACGUAUACUGACGAACACAUCAAGAGCAAGUAUGUCUACCGCACCACAGCAGUCACCAAGUCUGCCGAUGGGAAAUACACGGCAACGCCCAAGGAAACCGUCUAUGACUUCAAAGUCGACCGUAAAGUGCCCAAGGUCGGUGUGAUGCUGGUGGGAUGGGGCGGCAACAAUGGCUCCACUGUGACUGCCGGCAUCAUCGCCAACCGUCGUGGACUUGUCUGGGACACUCGUGAAGGGAGUCGUGCUGCCAACUACUACGGCUCCAUCAUCAUGGGCUCAACCAUCAAACUCGGGGCUGACGCCAAAACCAACGAAGAGAUCAACAUUCCUUUCCAUGACGUCUUGCCCAUGGUUCACCCGAACGACCUUGUGGUUGGUGGCUGGGAUAUCAGCAGCCUGAACCUGGCCGCCGCAAUGGACCGUGCUCAGGUCCUUGAACCAACCCUCAAGGCCAUGGUGUACAAGGAGAUGGCUCUCAUGAAGCCACUGCCCAGUAUCUACUACCCAGAUUUCAUUGCUGCCAACCAGGAAGAUCGUGCGGACAACAUCCUGCCGGGAAACAAGGCCAGCAUGGCCCAUGUUGAUCAGAUCAGGGCAGACAUUAGGGACUUCAAGGCUCAGAACAACCUCGACAAGGUCAUUGUUCUCUGGACUGCCAACACUGAGCGCUAUGCCGACAUCAUUGCCGGCGUCAACGACACCGCCGAGAACUUGCUGAAAGCGAUCGAGCAAGGCCAUGAGGAAGUGUCGCCCUCGACAGUCUUCUCCGUGGCUUGCAUCCUUGAAAAGACGCCUUUCAUCAACGGCUCCCCUCAGAACACCUUUGUUCCCGGCGCCAUCCAGCUCGCUGAGAAGCACGACUCGUACAUUGGAGGUGAUGACUUCAAGUCGGGUCAGACCAAGAUGAAGUCGGCAUUGGUCGAUUUCUUGAUCAACGCUGGUAUCAAGCUGACGUCGAUUGCAAGCUACAACCAUCUGGGCAACAACGACGGCAAGAACUUGAGCUCUCAAAAACAGUUCCGUUCCAAGGAGAUUUCCAAGUCCAAUGUCGUCGACGACAUGGUGGCAGCCAACAGUGUCUUGUACAAGAAAGAUGAGCACCCAGACCACACCGUUGUUAUCAAGUACAUGCCCGCCGUCGGAGACAACAAGCGAGCCUUGGACGAGUACUAUGCCGAGAUCUUCAUGGGUGGCCACCAAACCAUCAGCAUCUUCAAUGUCUGCGAGGAUUCCCUGUUGGCCUCGCCCUUGAUCAUCGACCUUGUCCUCGUCGCUGAGAUGAUGACCCGCAUCCAGUGGAAGACGGAAGUUGCUGCUGAAUACAAGGGCUUCCACAGCGUCCUGAGCAUUCUCAGCUACAUGCUGAAGGCACCUCUCACUCCCCCUGGAACGCCCGUCGUCAACGCCUUGGCCAAACAGCGCAGCGCCCUAACCAACAUCUUCCGGGCCUGUGUCGGUCUGCAACCCGAGUCCGACAUGACGCUGGAGCACAAGCUGUUCUGA